AUGGCAGAAUUAAACUUACGUGCAUCGGCAAUAAAUGCCAUUAAACGUAUAUACGAUCGAGUUCGUACAAUACAGCCGGGCUCAUUUGAUGAAUUUCAACUUGAGCAGGAAUUAAAGUCUGCAACAACACAUUUCUCCCGCUUCACGGCCAACCAUGAUCAGUUGGUGGGUAGUGCGAAGCCCAGCGAGUUAGACGCACACGCGACACUAUGGGAAGAGGUAGAGGAUGUGUACAACUCCACAUGCACCAUCCUGAAUCGCGAACUCAGGGGUGUAAAACGAAUUCCACCUGCUGGAACGCAACCACGAGAAUUUGAGGUUAAGUUAGAGCCGCUCGCAAUUCCCAUAUUUGACGGAACUAUGCAAAACUGGCUAGCCUUUAAAGAUGCGUUUGAAAUGCUCGUACACAAGACGGAUUACCCGGAGGCAUAUAAAUUAGGAAAAUUGCGACAAGCAGUAAGUGCGAGUGCGGUGCCUCUUGUUGGAAGCGUGUACUCUGGGGGAUAUGCAGAAUUGUGGACGGCGCUAAAGGAGCGGUUUGACAAUAGAAAACGGUUAGCUGAAACUCAUGUGUCCCGUUUACUCAAUAUCAAGCCAACGUCGGAGGACACAUCACAGGCAAUAUUGCUCAUCGUUGACACCGUCCACGAAUCUAUGCGAGCGUUACGUGUUAUGGGACUCCCGGUUGCCACAUGGGAUGCUGUGGUCGUGCCAAUAGUUGCUGCGAAGCUUUCAAUUGCAACUCAGCGUGAAUGGAGUAUGAGUUGUUCACCAACCGACAUCCCAAGCCUAGAUGAGUUACUAAAGUUUCUGGGACAGCGAGCUCACAGUCUCAGUACAGCAGUUGUCAUGUGGAACAAAGGGGCCGAUGUGUCGUCUCGUAGUCAACAACGUGCCAGCGGACCAUCACGUGCAGUAAAGGCGCACGUCGCAGCUGCAGAUGAGGGCAAAUGUGUAUACUGCCAGGGAGCACACCGAAUAACAAAGUGUGCACGAUUUCUGGCAAUGAAAUGCGAACAACGUAUUGAUGCAGUGAAGGCUGCAAAGCUUUGCUUCAACUGUCUUAAGCUGGGUCAUUCAGCAAGGCAGUGCACCUCUGGAGAUUGUCGCCACUGCAGUCGUAAGCACAACUCGCUACUUUGUCGCGCAAGUUCAUCACCCAACACAGCAUCAGAGGACACGGUUUCCUCAGUUCCUCAAGAGAGCUCGACUACAACAGUGCCCAAGAAGUCGGAACCCUGA
This is a messenger RNA of Rhagoletis pomonella (apple maggot), 1242 nucleotides long. RefSeq lists its product as uncharacterized. Lineage: Eukaryota; Metazoa; Arthropoda; Insecta; Diptera; Tephritidae. Gene Ontology annotation, molecular function: zinc ion binding; nucleic acid binding. The coding region runs from base 1 to 1242 and encodes 413 amino acids. The record is from RefSeq and is a predicted model, not a curated record. The transcript has a single exon.